Dryobates pubescens (Downy woodpecker) is the source of this 2589-nucleotide messenger RNA. It is a transcript of the gene SSC4D, whose product is annotated as scavenger receptor cysteine rich family member with 4 domains. Gene Ontology annotation, cellular component: membrane. The record is from RefSeq and is a predicted model, not a curated record. NCBI's taxonomy places the organism in Eukaryota, Metazoa, Chordata, Aves, Piciformes, Picidae. The transcript has 16 exons. The coding region runs from base 1 to 2589 and encodes 862 amino acids.
AUGCGGUGCCCCAGGAGGGAUGAAUGGAGUAUUGAGAAGCACCGCAGCCGGCAGAUUGCCUUUCACCCCCCGCCACCGAGCUGCCUGCCUGCUGGCGGCUCUGCCCCCGGGCCUUGCCAGCACGGCCCGGGGAGGCUGGAGGCUGGGCUGCUGCCUCGCUGCCUGAUGCCAGCCACGCUGCUCCUCCUCCUCCUCCUCGACCCCAGCGGCACCACCUCUGAGCCAGCGCUGUUGCCAUCCCCAGAGAUCCGUUUGGCCAACGGCCCCAGCCGCUGCCAGGGGCGGGUGGAGAUCCUCUACAACGGCUCCUGGGGCACGGUCUGUGACGACGACUGGGACAUCGUGGAUGCCAACGUGGUGUGUCGGCAGCUGGGCUGCGGCCACGCCAUCGCCCUGCCCCCCGCCAUGACCUUCGGCCAGGGGUCCGGCCCCAUCCUCCUGGACAACGUGGACUGCAAGGGCCAGGAGGCAGCCCUCAGCGAGUGCUGGAGCCACGGCUGGGGCAUCCACAACUGCUACCACUACGAGGACGUGGCUGUUGUGUGCAACGAGUUCUCGCCCACGCAAGCCAGCGAAGGACCAACGAGCAGGACCCUCACUGCCCCGGCCCAGGAUGGGGAAAGCGACGGCAGCGUGCGGCUGGUCAGCGGCGCCGACAGCUGCCAGGGCCGGGUGGAGAUCUUCUACCGCGGGACCUGGGGCACCGUCUGCGACGACGACUGGGGCCUGAGCGAUGCCAGCGUGGUCUGCAAGCAGCUGGGCUGCGGCCAGGCGCUGGACUACAAGAGCAAUGCCUACUUCGGCUACGGCACGGGGCACAUCCUGCUCGACAACGUCCACUGCGACGGCACCGAGCCCGUCCUGGCCGCCUGCUACAGCCUGGGCUGGGGCAUCCACAACUGCGGCCACCACGAGGACGCCGGAGUCAUCUGCGCAGGGCUGGACAGCUCCACCAGCACCUCCUUCACCACCGCAGGGGCCCUGGGCUCCGAGGAGACUCUCACUGCCACGGCCACAGCAGUGACAGACACCAGGGACCAGCCCUCCCAGGCCACCCAGGUGGCCACCACUGCUCUCCUCACCCUGGAGCAGGAAAGCGGCGCCUUGCGGCUGGCGAACGGCAACGGGAGCUGCCGCGGGCGGGUGGAGGUGCGGCACGGCGGCACCUGGGGCACCGUCUGCGACGACGACUGGGACUUCCCCGACGCCCAGGUGGUUUGCCGCCAGCUGGGCUGCGGCGCCGCGCUGGCCGCCACCGUCCUGGGCUCCUUCGGCUACGGCAGCGGCCCCGUGCUGCUGGACAACGUGGGCUGCGGCGGCGCCGAGCGCAGCCUGGCGGACUGCUUCCACCUGGGCUGGGGGCAGCACAACUGCGGCCACCACGAGGACGCCGGAGUCAUCUGCAGAGGCACUGAUGAUGCUGGAGAGCAUUUCCAAGAAGCCACUGCUACAACCACCACUGCAGCCCAGACUCAGCCCAAGGAUGGGUCCCUGCGGCUGGUGAACGGCAGCCACCGCUGCGAGGGCCGGGUGGAGCUGUUCCUGCUGUCGCAGUGGGGCACGGUGUGCGACGACGCCUGGGACCUGCGGGACGCCAAGGUGGUCUGCAGGCAGCUGGGCUGCGGGCCGGCGCUGGCGGCCUGGGGGGAGGCUCGGCACGGCCAGGGCAGAGGCUACAUCUUCCUGGACAACCUCAAGUGCAAGGGCCAUGAGCCGUCGCUGCUGCGCUGCUCCCACAUCCGCUGGGACGUCCACAACUGCGACCACUCCGAGGACGCCAGCCUUCUCUGCCAGCCAGCUCGGGCUGCGCUGGGAUCACCCAGACAGAACAUGCCCGGUCUGGGCAUCACCUCCAUGGCAACAGAGAAUGACAGGCAGGGAGCCACCCCGCGUCUGCUGCCCAGCACUGGCAAACGCCAGCCCGCUGCCACCUCGCUGCCACCUCGCUGCCACCUCGCUGCCAUUGCCUGUGCCCAGGGAGAAGCAGGGGAGCCGGCGGCCGUGCCCGCAGCUUGUGCCCCGUGGCGAUGCCACCAGAGAAUCCCCGCGGGCAAGGGGCUGCCCAGCGGGCGGGGGUCCGGCCCUGCCUGUGGGGAUCAGAGGGGGGUGGGAGGCACCGAGAUGGUGCCCAAGAAUAAUAAUGAUCCCUGGGACAAUCGAUAUUUCCCCUGGGAAAGCCACACCGGGAGCCCGACCCCGCACCCCGAGAGCACCUGCCCGCGGGGCACCCAGCACCUGCCCGGGGGCGACAUAGCACCUGCCCGGGGGCCACUCAGCACCUGCCCGGGGGCCACUCAGCACCUGCCCGGGGGCGACAUAGCACCUGCCCGGGGGCCACCCAGCACCUGCCCGGGGGGCACCCAGCACCUGGCCGGGGGCCACUCAGCACCUGCCCGGGGGCCACCCAGCACCUGCCCGGGGGGCACUCAGCACCUACCCGUGGGCCACCCAGAAGACCCAGGCCGCGAGUGGGUCCAGGCUGCAAACGGCUCCAUCUUUAUGAGUGGGUCUGGGGUGCGAGUGGGCUCCUGCCGUGUGACGGCCUGGGCCCUGAGCGCGUCCAACCCCGCUCGUGACUCACACUCAUGA